AUGCUGCACCUCUGCAUUCUAUCCGCAAAGUCUCUUCUGACCCCAGGUCUCGUUGCGUGGUGUCAAUCUGCUAAAUUGCAAUCAUUUGCCGGUUUAUCCAUUGCAGCUCUGGCCAGAUUGAGAUCUCGUGAGAGGAGCAUUAGAGACCAUGGUCUUCAUACCCAUCUUCCCGAUCUGCUUCCAGUUUGGAACCGAUCAGAACCCAUGUCGCUGCAAGGUGGUUGGUCCGACCUUGGGGUUUUUCACGUUUCUCUUGGCUGGGAUCAUAUGCUGGCCGGCUUCGAUCUUCUGUGGAUGCUGGGCGACAAAGACAGGGAGCGAAUUGCUGGCAUAUCCGGUUAG
Molecule: messenger RNA, 342 nt
Organism: Rasamsonia emersonii CBS 393.64
Lineage: Eukaryota; Fungi; Ascomycota; Eurotiomycetes; Eurotiales; Trichocomaceae
Exons: 4
Coding region: 1-342 (113 amino acids)
Source: RefSeq, a predicted model, not a curated record